AUGGAAUCAUCAAACAUCAAAAAAAGUUCUUCAACAACAACUGCUAUAUCAAGCCUCAAAAAGAAGUUUAGAUUGAGAACUGGUGGUGUUGAAGGUGUCAAAACAAAACGUAUUGGAGAGAAAAUGAUUCGAAUGAUUGGAUAUGUUAAUGUAUCAAUUGAUAUUCGAAAUGAUAAAAAAGAUACAGUUAUUGAUAUUCCGUUUGUUGAUGAUCAAACUUUGGGAAGAGUUCUUGGUUGGUGCAAACGCCACAGUAAUGAUGAGCCUUUGCAAGAUCAUGAAUUAGUCAAACUUCGAAAUAAGCCAGUUCCGGAAUGGGAUAAGAAUUUUCUGGGUUAUUUGUCAAAUUCGGAGCUUUUUGCACUCACAAUCGUGAAUUUUAGUUUAACUAGCUUCAAAAAAAUUUUUUUAAAGGCUGCUGAUUUUUUGGACGUUCCUGGACUCUUAGAUGUUUGUUGUAAAACAAUUGCUGGAAUGCUUUCGGGAAUAUCGGCUGAAAAUAUUCGUGAGAAGUUUGGUAUUGUGGAUGACUUGACUGCUGAUGAGAAGGCUGAGUUGAAAGCUGAGCAUCAAGGUCUAAAUGAAAUCAAGCUUUCCUAG
Messenger RNA from Meloidogyne enterolobii, 600 nucleotides. NCBI's taxonomy places the organism in Eukaryota, Metazoa, Nematoda, Chromadorea, Rhabditida, Meloidogynidae. The record is from the annotation of a GenBank genome assembly.